This is a messenger RNA of Coffea arabica (coffee), 1086 nucleotides long. RefSeq names its product protein FAR1-RELATED SEQUENCE 5-like. The record is from RefSeq and is a predicted model, not a curated record. Lineage: Eukaryota; Viridiplantae; Streptophyta; Magnoliopsida; Gentianales; Rubiaceae.
AUGAUGCCAUUACAAAGAAAAGUGAGUGAGACUCAAGGAUUCCAAGUUGAAACAAGCGAGAAUGCUGGGAUUUCAUUGAAGCAGAGCCAUGAGCUUAUGGGAAAGGAGGCAGGUAGGAUGGAAAAUGUGGGAUAUACUCGGGAAGACCUGAAACGAUAUCUUCGUACUCGACGGGAAAGGAGUUUGAAAUAUGGAGAAGCAGGAAUGUUAAUUGAUUACAACUUUUUUGGAGACGUAGUCACAUUCGACACAACCUACAAAAUAAAUAAAGAAUAUCGCCCACUUGGAGUGUUUGUGGGUUUUAACCAACAUAGGCAAAUUGUGAUAUUCGGUGCUGCCUUUAUGUAUGAUGAGACUAUAGAUUCUUUCAAAUGGGUAUUUGGUACAUUUCUAGAAGUAAUGUGCGAAAAGCGUCCAAAUACCAUAUUAACCGAUCAAGAUCACGCCAUGGCAGCCGCUCUUUCAGUUGUCAUGCCAGAAACAUUUCACGGUCUAUGUACGUUUCACAUAAGGCGUAAUUUUAUGAAACAUCUUGGCAAUCAUUACAAGAAAAAUAGUGAUAUUCCAUACAUGUUUGGUGCCUGCAUGUAUGAGUUUGAAGAAGUGGAACAGUUCAAUAGGGUGUGGGAGGCGAUGUUCUUUAGACAUUUCAAUCGAGUGAUUGAUGAUAAGAGACAUAAUGAACUCAUCGCAGAAUAUGAAAUGAGGCAAAAGCUCCCUAUGGUUGGGUUGAGGCAAACACCUGUGCUUGUACAUGCAGCAGAGACGUAUUCACCCACCGUAUUUGUUGCAUUCCAAAAUGAAUAUGGCGAGUCAACAGCUAUGGUUAUAUUGAGACAACAAGAUGCAGGGAUGUUUGUAGAGUUUGCGGUCAUGAGAUAUGAUGGAAGAUCUGAAAGAAUAGUGGUAUUCAUUCGGAAUGAUCUAAGUGUACAUUGUAGUUGCAAAAAAUACGAGAAUGAAAGAAUUUUGUGUGGACACUCAUUGAAGGUGUUUGAUACCGUAGGCAUAAAGACAAUUCCUCUUGAAUACGUUAAGAGACGAUGGACAAGAAGAGCUCGAGCUGGAGACUGUUUUGAUCGGUAA